This is a messenger RNA of Schizosaccharomyces japonicus yFS275, 2625 nucleotides long. Its product is annotated as CK2 family regulatory subunit. The record is from RefSeq and is a predicted model, not a curated record. Lineage: Eukaryota; Fungi; Ascomycota; Schizosaccharomycetes; Schizosaccharomycetales; Schizosaccharomycetaceae. The transcript has 2 exons. Gene Ontology annotation, molecular function: protein kinase regulator activity. Gene Ontology annotation, cellular component: protein kinase CK2 complex. The coding region runs from base 337 to 1080 and encodes 247 amino acids.
CCAUGGGAAGAGAUGGUAGUAGUGUUCGGACCUAAAUCACAGUCGAAUUCUGACGCAAAAAACUUGUCAACAACCAACGUUUCCUGGGCUCGAACGGACCAAUUUUACUACUACAGACGACCGUGUUUGCCGUGUACUAUAUCAUCAAUUCGUAGCGAAACGGCUGCAGGAAUCAACGUUGUUGCCGUUGCUCGGUUUUCCUUUUGGAAGAAAUUUAAAAAACAGUCGACAAUCUGGACGAGUAUUUUGUCUUGAGGGAACCUUUUUUUGUAUUGUUCGGCUGUCCUCUGUAAAAAAUACCUUAAUAUCUGGCGGAAAAAGGCCUUAAUCUGUAUUAUGAACAUGGCAUCUAUCACACAACUUGGCUCUCGCAGCUCUAACCUGAUGGAAACGAGUGAGCGAGACAGCAGCAGCUCCUCUUCCAGUGAACCGAUGAGCUGGAUUACAUGGUUCUGUAGUCGUGCUGGUCAUGAGUUCUUUGUGGAAAUAAAACCGGAGUUUAUUGAGGACCCAUUCAACUUGACGGGCCUCAGCAUGGCUGUUCCCUUUUACAGAGAAGCUUUGGAGCUAAUCCUCGACCGGCUUCCCACUGAAACAUUAGAGCACAUUGGUGUCGAGGUGCUUGAAACGAGUGCACAGGUACUUUAUGGCUUAAUCCAUCAACGCUUCAUUCUUACUCGUACUGGUCUUCAUAUGAUGGCUGAAAAAUACACAGUUGGACACUUUGGAUGUUGUCCGCGCGUGUACUGCAACUACAUCCACACACUUCCCUGCGGCCGUUCCGACAUUGUUGGUCUCGAGCCUGUAAUGCUUUUCUGUCCAAACUGUCUUGACAUAUACACUCCUUCCAGUUCACGGUACCGCAAUGUGGACGGUGCGUUUUUUGGAACGACGUUUGCCCAUUUAUUCUUUCAGACUUAUCCGGAGCUGCGACCAAAACGAACAGGCCCUAGCGGCAAAGUGUACGAGCCGCGCAUAUACGGCUUCAAAAUCAGUGAAUAUAGCACCAUGGGUCCUCGAAUGCAAUGGUUGCGAUUGUUUCUCAGUGAUACCGAAAGCAGUGAACGAGAUAGCUCUUGAUAUAACUAGACUGAACCCCCAACAAAAUGCAUGUGCUAACAAUGAACAAACAAAUGACAGUGAGAGAUUUCACUCAGGUGCUUUAAACAGUUGUUGGUCUCUCACUAAAGAGUCGAUUUCACAGCACAGUUACACACUACACGCUAAACAAGCACCCCGUAUUUGUCGAAUUGCAUGGUGAGGGUGAAACGCGGCAUGCUCGACGUAAACUGAUUGGAUUGCAUUUCUAAAACUAACUGGCUUCUACUAGAGUUGCGAAUUUGUUUUAAAUGAGACACCUGCACGAAGACAAACAACCGAAACAGCUUACACUCUUUUAGCGCGUCUUCUGUUCCGACGUUGACGCUCUCUGUCGAGAAGCUUCUUUUGCUCCUCAGCAGAGAGAUUGGAAACAUCGCUGCCGGAUGACUUUGCACUAGCAGGAGACUUCUUCUUGGACUUAGCUUGUUGAGCGGCAGCAUAUUUAGCAACGUCUUCAGCAGCCGUCUUUCUGGCUUGAACAAGCUUCUUGGUAACUUCGGGACGCCAUUGGAAGCUGGAAGAAGCCAUGUCGGCAAUGGCGAGAGAUGCGGCCACCAUUGCUUCAGCCGACUCGUUAGAGAUGGAGCGAACAGCGCUGAUGUUGGGGAUGGAGAUGGAAGCAUCGACACGAGGGACACAAGUAAUGUCCUUGGUGUCUGCAGGAGGAAUGCUGGGUUGGUCGGUGACGAUGAGGAACUCGAGGGUAUCCAAGGAUCUCUUAACGGCCUCCAGGAAGCGUUCGUUUCCGAGGAUGUUCUGAGUAAUCUCGGCAUUUUCAGACAUAACAACGUGGGUCUUGGGCAACAAAGGAGACUCAGAAAUGCGAGUGAAACCAAGGUCGUAGCGAGUUUCACGCAGAGUCCGCAUGCAAUCCUUGCGGACAAUAGCGAAUACAAAUGGUUCCCAAUUGAGCUUGUCGGGGAACGUGAGCAUGAUUUCAAAAUGGUCACGAGGAGGCAGAACUGGAGCCAUCAGGUUGCCCAUAACCAAAUCGAUAGCGGACGAGAGCCAUUGAGACAGCCGGUCUUGACGAGGAGCAAGUGUAAGUGUAGUGUGCACGUACUUGACAUUCAGACGACCCGUCAAAUACGAACGGAACUCGGCAGCACUGAACUUCAUCACAGGGCUGGAAGAGUUGUCGGAUCCAUAUUGAGCAAAUUGUGAGCGGAAGAACGACUGCACCGAUUCAUACCAGCGUUGAGCCAACUUUUCAUUUUUCUUCUUUCCCAAGACAUAGCACACAAAGUAAAAUGCAAUCAAACCAACAACAACAAGGUCCAAUUUAAAGUCCUGAGGACGCAAGUUUCUCCACAACGAGCCUUUUGCAGCAGCGACGACGGGAUGAGCAUCGUCAUCUGCAAAGUCAUCCACGUCAAUCUCCUCAGCAAAGGCUUUCACAAAGAGCCCAAAGAUGACAAGAAGCUUCAUGUGGUGGGAAGGAGAGUGAGUGUAUGUAGCACACGCUUGGAUUACUGCAGUAAACUCUAAGGGAACAGCUGCAGCGAGGAUUUGUGUGGGAGAAAG